Pomacea canaliculata is the source of this 2610-nucleotide messenger RNA. RefSeq names its product histone PARylation factor 1-like. The transcript is spliced from 7 exons. Gene Ontology annotation, cellular component: nucleus. Gene Ontology annotation, biological process: DNA damage response; regulation of protein ADP-ribosylation. NCBI's taxonomy places the organism in Eukaryota, Metazoa, Mollusca, Gastropoda, Architaenioglossa, Ampullariidae. The record is from RefSeq and is a predicted model, not a curated record. Bases 24 to 1331 code for a protein of 435 amino acids. Gene Ontology annotation, molecular function: poly-ADP-D-ribose binding; histone binding.
AAUCAAUAAAAGUCGACUGAACGAUGGCAACUCCAGCGAAAGUCGAUCAGAAGCCAAUUUGCAAAUACGGCGCCAACUGCUAUCGUAAAAAUGAAGAUCACCUAAAACAAUAUCGUCAUCCCAAGAAGAAACAUGAAGAUGACGAGGAAAAACCACCCAAGAAAAAGAAACAAGAGCCGACGAAAGCAGUGACACACAAGCAUGCAGCGAUUACAGAUUAUUUUAAAGGAAAUCAGAAUAAUGGAGAAGCGGGUUUAUCUAAUAAAACAGACGAUGAGAAAGUUUUGCAAAAAGAAGAGGAAAACAAGUCAUCAGAUAACAUGCAGGAGGACAAAUGUGACAAGGAUGUGGAAGACCUUGAGCAUAUGCCAGAAUCUCCCUCAGACAUACAAGCCAACAUCAAGUCCAAAUUCUUGGUGGAAAUGCCAAAGGACUUCUAUGAUUUCUGGAAAUUUUGCCAAAAAAUGAAUGCUGAAGAUCCUUUGGAUGCCUUGCAAGAAACACUAGGCUACACACUGGUUGGACCAUAUGAUGUUGUGGCAGGAAGACAUAGAGAUGUUGAACGAAACAGUGCUGCCAGGAGGCCAAACUUCUUGCUGCAUUGGCGGUACUAUUAUGAUCCUCCGGAGUUUUUGACUGUUAUUAAAGGAGAUGAUGAAAAGCAAUUCCACAUAGGAUAUUUUAGGGAUGACCCAAGAGAAAUGCCAGUAUUUGUGGCUAGCAACUGUGCAAAAGAAAAUGGAAACAUAAUACCAGUAGGAGAUAACCUUUUCGCAGCAGUCCAUCACAGCAUCACUGCAGAACUGAAAAACACAGGUUUGUCCAAAGACAAGAAGGACUCUUUGCUAAAUCUGCAGAAGAAACUAAAGUCAGCUGCACAUGCCGAAGGCUAUGCUCUUGAGCUGGAAACAAAACGGAUGAAAGAAAGAAACAAAAAGAGUGUAUGUAAAACAUUUCAUGGUGCCGGAAUGGUUGUUCCGGUGGAUGCUAAUGAAGUUGGCUAUCGGCCUGUGCCAGAAACACAAGGUGACUUAAAGAAAAUGCUGGCUCGCAUCAGAGACAGCAAGACAGAAGCAGACCAGACUAAGAACUUUGAGCAGCUGCAGGAGCUUGUCACACUGGUGCAGUUUGCCAAUGAUGAGUGUGAUUAUGGAGAAGGCCUGGAACUUGGACUUGAUCUUUUCAGCUUUGGUGGAGAAUGUUUUCAUUCUGUGAUUGGCAGUCUGCUGACUCUGGCAUACCAGUUGCUCGGGAGGCUUGAAUACAGCAAGAUCAUUGAGGCACACUUAGCCAGAAGAUCUCAUUCUGCAAAUCUGAGUGAAAUUGACUGAUUUGAAAAGUUUCUAUGGCACAAAUAACUCAGGCAUCAGGUUUCUGAAGACCAUCAUCUUUUCAUUGUUUUUAGUUUUGCCAGCUGCUUACAAUCUCAUUCAUCUCAUAUCUGAAUAUGAGUUGUCUAAGCUGCCAUCUUUGCAGCUCAUUGCACAGCAAUAUUCAAAAUACCAAAAUGCCUUUGUUGUUGAAUGUAUGGGGUAGAGUUCCUGGAAGCCACAUAUGACAAAUGUGUUGCUUCCUGUCCAUUGUUAUUAUGGAAGGAAAGCACUAACCAAAAAAAGUUUAUUUCAUGUUGCCUACAGUGUCAUUGUUAUAAUUUCAACAGCUUAGCUGUAUUUUGUAUAAACCAAAUAGUCAUUUGUUAAUGUAUCUAGGCAGAAUUUCUUGUGAGGUCUUAAGAAAGCUCAAUUUCCAAACAUCUACAAUAGCUUGUAUGUAUGUGAGGUUUUGGAAACAAAUUUUAAGUCGCUGGUCUCAAUCGACAAAUCAGUUGAAUCACUGAAGUGGUAAUUUAGUAAAGUUAAUGAGCACUUAAGGCCAGUAGUUUAAGACUUAUGUAAGAUAUAUUUUCAAGAUCUUGCAUGAAAGCCAGCCCUGACCUUAGGCAGAACACUUGUGAUCUCUGUUAUUUCUCAUUUAGUAAUCUACUUUUUUCAUAGUUGUUUACUUCAUUUUUUGUGCCAUAUAUUUCUGAUCACCAGUACUUAGAACUUUAAAAUCACAAAAUCUUAUUUUUUCAUAUAUGAAUCAUGUAAACCAUUGUUUUAACGAACAAUGAGAAGGAUCAACACUGUUAUCCGAUGAAGUCUGCAGCAAAUGAAAGGUUUAUGGGUAAUGUUCUUCCCAUGAUUGUUUUCAUUGGUUGUGAUUCUUAUUUAUUUUAAAUGUGAAUCACAUGCAGUCCUUUUCAUUUGGAAAAUGUACAGGAUAAAAGAACAUUGUAAUUAUGGGACUAGAUUCUAAUAGCUUUGUCAUUGUUAAACUUUACUUUCCAUGAGGAGCAUUGGUGUUCUAAUGUGUUUGGGGGAUUUUGGUCACUAAAAGAGAAUUUCUUUCUGCACUUAGGUUAUCUCAGUCUUCUGUUAUGUAUAAAAUUAGUCUGUAUCAAUUAACUUGUUUGGUGUUAAUCUACGUCUCAGCCAGUGGACUAUUUAGACAAGGCAAAACUGCAUAUUAUGGGCAGCACUGGCAUUCUGACAUUAUUUUGAGAGAAAAUACUUGGCUUUUAGAUGUUUUUGUCACAUCAGACUUUGCUGCACACAAAUAAAUGUUGAA